Molecule: messenger RNA, 3756 nt
Organism: Aphanomyces invadans
Lineage: Eukaryota; Oomycota; Saprolegniomycetes; Saprolegniales; Verrucalvaceae
Exons: 15
Coding region: 423-3599 (1058 amino acids)
Biological process (GO): intracellular calcium ion homeostasis
Cellular component (GO): endoplasmic reticulum membrane
Molecular function (GO): ATP hydrolysis activity; ATP binding; P-type ion transporter activity
Source: RefSeq, a predicted model, not a curated record
GUCGCAUGUGAACUGCUCCGAUCGAUGGCCGCAACGACAUCCAAGGUGGUGGGACGGACAACGUUCGGGGUCGAGGUAGACGACGUCGAACUGCACCGCCACAUUGAGCUCUACGUACCGCUUCCAUUCCUUCUUCGACUGGAUGUGUUGCCGUUCUUGAUGCUAUACUGCACACUCAGUUUGUGCUCGAUACAAGUGGAAGCAGAAGGUCGAGGCUUUGUCGUUGCUAUUGCCAUUGUGUGUUUUCUGCACGCGUUGGCAUUCUUCUCGAGCGAAUGGAGCGUGGACAUCAAGACCUGGAACGCAUACACGCAAAUGUCCUUAUCGUCAGCUGCGUUGCACAAGUGCGCGUUUCCUCCUGGGGUUGUGGUGAAGAUUGACCCCGUCUCGUCGACGCUUCCAAAGGAGUUGUGUCGCUUGGAAUGGAACAGCGAUGCAUGCGAAGCACAUACCAUGGUAUACCUGAAACGAUCACAUCGUGCCACCAUCCAACGAACGAUCUUGUGUCGCAGGCUGCGAUCCCGUGUGUGUGGUUCAACUACCAAAAGCUCCGUUUUUGUGUGUAUGCGACGACGGAGGACAGUAAAGCAUCGUCAAUAGUCUUUCAUCGGCUAGAUUACCCAACAGCGCAUGUCCUGGAGCACUACACAUCGAGUCAAGGGUACCUUUCCAUCCAAGACGUGAACGAGGCAUCGGCACGGUGGCAAGAAAACGAGUUUGAUAUUCCAAUACCCGAAUUUUGGGAGCUGCUCAAGCAGCACUUGGUCGCGCCGUUCUUUGUCUUUCAGUUCUUUUGCAUGCUGCUGUGGUGCCUGGACGAGUACAUGUACUACUCGCUGUUCACGCUUGCAAUGCUCGUUCUCUUUGAGUGUACACUGGUCAAGCAGCGUCAGCACAACAUGGGGUUGUUGCGACAAAUGCGCCGACCGCCAGUGCGGAUGUACGUGUACCGCAUGAAAAAGUGGACGGAAAUUACGAGUCGGUCGCUUCUUCCGGGCGACAUUUGCUCGAUCGGCCGAUCGAAACCCAUCUAUCGCGGCCAAGACAUGACCGAACCGAUAGUUCCGUGCGAAAUGCUGCUGCUUCAUGGCGGUUGUGUGGUCAACGAAGCAAUGUUGUCUGGCGAAUCCAUUCCACUUCGUAAGGAAGCGCUGGACGUGGCGCACUACGACGCCAAUACGAAGCUGAACGUCGACGAGACCAACUUGGCCAUGAAGAAGCACAUAUUGUACGGUGGAACCAAGGUCUUGCAAUUCACCAACAACGUGACGACGGUGGGAAGGUUGCCAUCGAUCCCCGAUCCGCCAGAGAAAGGAUGCAUCGCCUUUGUACUCCGUACAGGGUUCGGAACUACUCAGGGCAAUUUGAUGCGGACCAUCUUGUUUUCAGCACCUCGUGUCACUGCUAACAACAAGGAAUCGAUGCUUUUCAUCUUAUUCCUACUGUGCUUUGCAGUCCUGGCAGCGGGUACCGUCCUUCAGCAGGGGCUCAAUGAUCCGACCCGCAACACGUUUAAGCUGUUUUUGCACUGCGUUAUGAUCAUAACGUCCGUGGUCCCGCCAGAACUUCCUAUGGAACUGUCGCUGGCGGUCACCAACUCGCUGCUGUCCCUGACCAAAUUGAGCAUUUUUUGCACCGAGCCAUUUCGGAUUCCAUUCGCUGGCAAAGUCGACGUGGUUUGCUUCGACAAGACUGGGACGCUCACCAGCGACGCGCUCGAGAUGCAUGGAGUCGCUGGGCUCCAGUCCACGUCCCUCGUGGCCCUGGAGGACCCGCAACAAUUAGUGGCCCCGGCCGCCCUUCCCACGUCCAUUCAGUUGAUUCUGGCAGGCUGCCAUUCUCUGAUGGCUCUUGAUGGCAAGGUUGUGGGCGAUCCGUUGGAAACCACCAUCAUGUCGCAUGUAAAGUGGAGCUUACGGCCUGGGGACGUCAUGCUGCCGCAUCUGUCGUUCGUUCCUGGUCCCAAGUCGAUGAAAAUCGUGCAUCGAUACGCAUUCUCGGCGGAGCUCAAGCGAAUGAGUUCCAUCGUUGUCCUUGGGUCGUCGACAGAGUCCGACUCGUUGGGAGUCAAAUUAUUGUCCAAAGGAGCACCGGAAGUGAUGGAAUCCCUCUUUGCGUCGAUUCCAGACUAUUACACGCGCGUGUACAAACACUACGCGUUGAAAGGAUGCCGCGUCCUCGCACUGGGAUCGAAAGCUCUUUCGACGAGGGACUUGCAGCGCCUCAAAACCAUUGCCCGCUCCGAGAUGGAGAAGAAUUUGGAAUUUGGAGGGUUUCUGGUGUUGGAUUGCCCUGUGAAACACGACACGACCGACGUGAUUCAGGAACUCAAGACGUCCAAGCACGUGCUCGUUAUGAUCACAGGCGACAACGCUCUCACGGCCCUUGAUGUUGCCAAGCAGAUCCAACUGGCGUCCCACCUCAAUACGUUGAUCUUGCAGCCGUCCAAGACGAAGGAGGAUGCGCUGGUAUGGGUGGACCCACGGUUCGACAAGGCAUCGACGAAACAACUCCCGUUUGAAUCGAACCAAGAGACGAUGGCAUCGCUGGCAGCUUCGACCAACUUGUGCGUAACCGGCGAUGCCUUGACACUCCUGACACCAGCGCAACUUCAGCUUGUCGUGCGCCAUGCCUGUGUUUUUGCACGGACGUCGCCGUCUCAAAAGGAAGCCAUUCUAGACGCUCUAAACCAAUGUGGCUUUGUCACGGCCAUGUGUGGCGACGGCACAAACGACGUUGGUGCCCUCAAACGCGCCCACGUGGGCAUCUCGAUCAUCAACAACCCAGACCAGCCCACAACCACGCCAACCGAGCCUUCAUCUAGCCACGUGGUCAAGUUUGGCGAUGCCUCCAUUGCGUCUCCAUUCACGUCCAAGCAGCCAAGCAUCCGAGCGACGUGCCAGAUCCUGUGCCAAGGGCGAUGUACUCUAGUCACAACACUCCAGAUGUACAAAAUCCUCGGCAUCAACUGCCUCCUCUCGGCGUACGUGCUGAGCUCGCUCUACAUGUACGGCGUCAAGCAAGGCGACAUGCAAAUGACGGUCGUGGGGGUCGUCAUCGCACUCUUCUACCUGUUUCUGUCGUAUGCGAAACCUUGCACUCGCCUCUCGGCGCGCCGCCCGCUCACGCGAGUGUUUUGUCUGUCGGUAUUGCUGUCGAUGGGGAUUCAGUUUGUCGUGCACUUGGCGACGCUCGCCGCGGCGCUCGACGUCGCCCUCCCUUUCGUGGACAUGGACGACCCCGCCAUGCACCCCGAAGCCAAGUUUCGACCGAACGUGCUGAACUCGAUCGUGUUCGUCGUGUCGUUGCACAUGCAAAUCAACACGUUUGUCGUCAAUUAUCAUGGCGCGCCGUUCAUGCAAUCGUUCCACGACAAUCGAUACCUCGCCAAGUGGACGUACCUUUCGUACUCGCUGGUGUUGAUCGCGCUGUGGGAGGUAUUUCCCCCGAUCAACGACCUGCUUGAGCUCGCCUUCCUCCCUUCGUUCGAAACCCAAGUCCACGUCACCAUACUCCUUGCGCUCGACACGGUCGCCGUGCUGGGGCUGGAGGCCGGACUCCAGUAUCUCACUGCGAGGUACCCCGCGCUGAUGGCGUAAAACGCGCCUGCACGCACUCGUCCGGCUUCCGCCUCGCGUCCUCCUCAUCUUGGCGGGUGUCCGCGGUGCGCAUGUCGACUAUUUGCAUUACCAAAUCGAUUUGUCAAUAUUAUACCAUAGAAAAUGUAUGGUGAAUUUCAAUUUUCAAAUAAAAUAC